AUGCAUUACAAAGAUGGUCAUUCAUUACAAAGCAAAAGCCUAGUACAUCACACUAAGUACAUCAACAUGGUAGCAUUCAAGUCCCUAGUAAAAUUUGACUCCUAGAUCUCUCAAAGUAUGAUUGUUCAAUGAGUAGUUGCAUUCCUUUCCUCGGCGAAUCCCUUGAUUUCUGGAGCAACAUGAAGUGUGAUGUGGUUGAGCUUUUGAUCUUCAAGGCUACUCUUGAUCUCGUGAAUCCUUUGUUGGUCAAAGCUUUCUCCAUGGAUGAAUAUUUCAAUGGUGUCUUGACUUAUGAAGAAUCAUGCUUGACCAUGUAUGAAUCCAUAUCUCAAUUGUUGAAGGCAGAGAAUCAAACAAGAUUAUGGGAGUGCAAGAAAAGAAAUAAACACGGAUGCCAAAUAAUAGAUGAAGGAUGAAGGAACAUAAAUAUGCUCUAAAGUGAUAAUGUGUGUGAAGUUGUAUCCUAAAACAUGAAUUUUUUUUUUUAAUUUUUUUUUUUUAUGAUUCACCAUUGCGAACAUUAAAUUGGCAUUCAUGGGAAAUAUCAUUCCUUUGAAAAGAAUGCAAAUGCCAUGAAGCUUGAAGAAAAAGUGAAUGGUGUAAUGCUUGGAGAAAAUGGAUGAUGUGAUGCUCCAAAAUCAUGUGCUCAAAUUAUUUUGAUGCCUAAAAGAUGGAUCUUUCAUGAAUUUAUCUUUGAAGAACCUCUUUUUCUUCUCUUUUGUUUUUUCUUUCUUUCUUUUUUUUCAAAAAUGUGAAAUGCAGUGCAAAAUGCAUGUGAAUGAAAUUUCCAUUUUCAU
Rubroshorea leprosula is the source of this 797-nucleotide messenger RNA. The record is from the annotation of a GenBank genome assembly. NCBI's taxonomy places the organism in Eukaryota, Viridiplantae, Streptophyta, Magnoliopsida, Malvales, Dipterocarpaceae.